AUGAUAUCGCUUCCGGAUAGGUCAACAACACCCCAGUCUAGUGAAGAGGUGAAAUUGCAAGAGUUGAAUUUUUCAAACUAUCAGACGUCAUUACAAGUGCCCAUAUUAAAGAAGCCUUCGAAUCAAAUUACUGACAAUAUCUCAAUGGAUGAGGUGAAACUAUAUCCGAUGGACACCACCAUGAGUGAUGCUGCGGCUGGUGAAGAUCUCCAGUCAGAUAUUUCCCCCAUGUUACAGAAAUCUAUUAAACCAACAACUGAAGCGGGACUAAAAACUACCUCGUCAAUUGAAAAGCUUUCAGAUGAAAUCCAAGCGAGUUCCUAUGCGGCUACAACAGUGAUUACUGAAACCAAUGAACCUAAAGCCUCAAAAAAGUCAACAAAACCUACUAAAUCUUCAAUACAGAAUAGUGUACCGACUAAGAUACAAGGAGAGCUGGGCGAUGCAGUGAAUCAGCUACUUCAAUUACAUGAUCCAGAGUUGUUAAAUACCCAAACAACCAACCAACCAUCAUUAUUGAAAAAGUCGUCAAACAAGAAACCGAAGAAGUCGCUACAACCAACUGAUAACAGUGAAAUGAAAAUUGAUCAGAGUAACGCCGUUGUUAACAGCACAGUUCCUGCAUUUCUUCAAAAUUCAAUCGAUCUCAGUUCAGUGACGGCAGCCAAUGGGGAUCAACUUCCAGUAUCCUCCUUGGUAGACGACGAUAUUGAAAUGAAAGAAUCUUCAACAAUAAUCCCGUUAUCAACAUCAUCCUUGAAUAAUAGCAGUAAACCUUCUAGUAAGGAUGUCAGUAUACCAGGGAAAAGUAAAAAGGCCAAGAAGAAGAAUAAUAAUAGUAAGACACCCUUGAACACCGAUAGUAAGAAUUCCAUGUCAACGGAGUCGACUCUAUUGUACAGUAGUGAGAAAGCUGAAAAGUCUUCAUUGUCUUCCCGGCAAGUAGUGAAGAACAACUCCAAUAAUGUACAGAUUCCUGAUAGUGGUAAUUCUACAACUUCUAAAAAAGUUAGUAAAACGCCUAUUCAUCCUUCGCCUGAACAACAUAUUUCUGUCAGUAAGAUGAAAGUCUCUCCUCCUAGACCAAAGGAUAAGAAACUUCAAUUGAAGAAGCAGAAGUCAAAGAAGAGUAAGCUGGAUAAUGUCCUUCAUCAGAUGAAUUCAUUGAAUGAUAAGACUGGCGGGAAGUUAAAGAAAUCCGAUGGUGUUGAUGAUACUACUACUACUACUAAUAUUAAUGACAAGGAAUCUCAAGAAAACACUAGAAAACGUCGUUUUCCAAGGUCUUAUGCAACACAAGUUGAUCCGAGUUCUAUUCGUUCUGCUCGUAGAGCUGCUAAACGACGAAAGACUGACAAACCCGCUGAAGAAAAACAUGACGAUUCAUCAGAAAAACCUGAUCAGAAGAAGAGGAAGAGAACAAUUAAGCGUAGACGGAAUCAAAUAAUGAAAAAAUGGUGUAUACGAUCAAGUUUACGUGAGAGUGGAGUGAUUGUCAUUCUGCUGGCAGGACGACAUCGUGGUAAACGUGUCGUUUGUUUAGGUAGACAUAAAUCCUCUGGUCUGUUACUGGUGACUGGACCAUAUCGUUAUAAUGGCUGUCCUCUACGUCGUGUUCAUCCAAACUAUGUGAUUGCUACAAAGACAAAAAUCGACUUGAGCAAUUUAUCCCUCCCCAAUAGAAUACAUCAAAAAGAAUACUUUGCAAGAUCUACCAGCCCCAUCUCACGUAAAUCACGUAAAGUAAACAAUCAGAAACGUCUUGAAGAUAUUCUUGAACAUGGUGUUGAAAGUCAAAAGCCUGUCUAUAAACCAAGUGAGGAAAAGAAAUCUGACCAACGUUUUAUAGAUGAAGAAGUGAGGAAAGCGAUUAAAUCACACAGUGAUUCACAAAUGUUAAUUCGUUACUUGAGAUCAUUAUUCUCUAUUAGUAAACACGAUCGACCGCAUGAGAUGUUCUUCUAG
Trichobilharzia regenti is the source of this 1965-nucleotide messenger RNA. The record is from the annotation of a GenBank genome assembly. Lineage: Eukaryota; Metazoa; Platyhelminthes; Trematoda; Strigeidida; Schistosomatidae.